Messenger RNA from Spirometra erinaceieuropaei, 234 nucleotides. NCBI's taxonomy places the organism in Eukaryota, Metazoa, Platyhelminthes, Cestoda, Diphyllobothriidea, Diphyllobothriidae. The record is from the annotation of a GenBank genome assembly.
AUGGAUUUAGUGGACGCCUCCGGAUCAACUGGACCUCUCGGACCGCACCAACCGUCGUCCCUCCGCCCAUCUCUUCCCGGUCCUCUCCGCCGCCAACUAAAUCUGACUCUUCUUCCUAAUUACCACUUUCAUCCUCCUCCUCCUCCCUCCUUCUCCUCCUGUUCCUCCUCCUCCUCCUCCUUCUCCUCCUCCUCCUUCUCUUCCUCCUGCAUUGCCUCAACGACGGCCGCUUAG